This is a messenger RNA of Gekko japonicus, 1173 nucleotides long. RefSeq names its product 1-phosphatidylinositol 4,5-bisphosphate phosphodiesterase delta-1-like. The annotation marks the transcript as partial. Gene Ontology annotation, molecular function: calcium ion binding; phosphatidylinositol-4,5-bisphosphate phospholipase C activity. NCBI's taxonomy places the organism in Eukaryota, Metazoa, Chordata, Lepidosauria, Squamata, Gekkonidae. The record is from RefSeq and is a predicted model, not a curated record. The transcript is spliced from 7 exons. Gene Ontology annotation, biological process: phosphatidylinositol-mediated signaling; lipid metabolic process.
AUGGCGUCACUUCUGAGUGAGGUCAUUGCGCACCAGAAGAUCCACGAACCCAGGCUGGAGACCCAGGAGAUCGUGGAACCCAAACCUGUCUCCAUAGAGGAUAUCCAGGAUGUGAGGGCGGGCCAUAAGACGGAAGGGAUGGAAAAAUACGCCAAGGAUGUUCCCGAACAUCGCUGCUUUUCCAUCAUCUUCAAAGACCAGAGGAAGAACCUGGACCUCAUAGCCAGCUCUGAGGUGGACGCGAACCACUGGGUUUCGGGCCUAGGGAAGAUCAUCGCGAAGACCAAUUCCAUGAGCCAGAGACAAAAGCUCCAACACUGGAUUCACGCGUGUUUGCGGAAAGCGGACAAGAACAAAGAUAACAAGAUGACCCUUAAAGAGCUCAAGAACUUCCUGAAAGAAGUCAACAUCCAAGUGGACGACAACUAUGCCCGGCAGAUCUUUGAGCAGUGUGACACAUCCCAAACGGACACCUUGGAGGACGACGAGAUCGAAGUCUUCUACAAGCUACUGACCGAGCGACAGGAGAUCGGCAGGCUCUUCUCGCGGUAUUCUGACGCCGAACAGGUCAUGUCUGUGGACAACCUGGUGAGAUUCCUCCGAGAAGAACAGCGGGAGGAGGACGCCGGACCCGAGAUGGCUCGGUCUCUGAUUGAGAGAUACGAACCCAACGAAACUAUCAAAAGGGAGCAGGCCAUGACUAAAGACGGCUUCCUGAUGUAUUUGCUGUCCGAUGACGGGAACGUCUUCGAUAAGGCACACCGUCAAGUGUACCAGGACAUGACCCGACCCCUCAGUCACUACUUUGUGUCGUCUUCGCACAACACCUACCUCAUGGAAGAUCAGCUGACGGGGCCCAGCAGCACGGAAGCCUACAUCAGAGCCCUGACUAAAGGUUGCCGCUGCGUCGAACUAGAUUGUUGGGACGGCCCGAAUUCAGAGCCGAUCAUUUACCACGGCUACACCCUCACGUCCAAGAUCCUUUUCUCUGACGUCAUAAAAGCCAUCAAGAAUUACGCUUUCAAGACCUCGCCCUAUCCCAUCAUCCUGUCCCUGGAGAACCACUGCAGCCUCGAGCAGCAGAAGAUGAUGGCCCACCAUAUGCAGACAAUCCUGCAAGACAUGCUGCUCGUGGCCCCCGUGGACUCCAACAAGAGCCUGCCUUCGCCAGAG